AAUAACUAGUAAACGAGUUCAGUCAGCCGUCAGACGACGUCGUGAGUUGUUGUUUUCGCGGUUGUAUCGUAUUGUGUUGUGAUGUGGAGAAGCAGGGAGGAUACGGGACAGACGGUUGCACAGAGUAGGGUCCCCGCGGAGUUGUCCGUGAUAGACGAAAGUGCAAUCGCCUCGGCCAUACCCUCACCCGCGGUCGCCAACCUCAAUAUAAGCAAGUCUUCCAAGGUCCACAUCGGUCCCAAGUUCGUCUCCGUCACUCAAAAUGUACAAAAUGCUGAAACUCUUAAAGGCCGUUUCUUGGGCCUCGAAUUGGUAUCAACCAAACAGGCGCGGAGGUUGCGUUGCAGCGUCGCAGUAUUUGUAUGUUGGGCGCUAGUAGUAGCCUCCGCGCUUGUCAUCUAUCUCGUCUAUGUGGCGUUGCCGAACCAACAAUUUCGUCUUGAUAUAGAGCUGCCCUUACCGAAGUACCUAUGGCAGGUGAUAAAGAAUAGUUCGCGCACGGAGCGACUAUCCUGUGCUGCAGCGCUUAUCGUGUUGAUUGUCUGCGUUGCCCUCAUCGCCUACUUUUCAGUUAUGACGAGCAAGACUAAGGAAGAGGACAGAGCUCCACACGAAUGGAGAAUCACUCGUGAAAUGUGGCUCGCACGGCCGUAUAACUACACGUAUUAUACAUAUGAUUUUGAACCGUUGUUGUUGGUCGUGAUACAAAACACAGUCGGCCCACAAUGUCAUCGCUUCCAAGCCUGUGCAGCCGAACUCCGAAAUUUGCAAGGCUGGUUUAUCAAUGACAUGGGCUAUGACAUCCCUUACAAUUUUGCGGUUGGUAACGAUGGGCGUGUGUAUGAAAAUCGUGGCUGGUCAGUUGAAGGCGCACAUACACGUGGUUAUAAUCGAUGCUCUAUGGGCAUCGGGUUCCUUGGUGACUACAGAGGAGAGAUGGAAAAUCACGCAGUUGUAACUCCCGAACAAGAAAACCGAACUCAAUUAAUACUGGCAGAGGGUGUGAAGCUCGGUUACUUGCGGCGAGAUUUCCUAGUAGUAGGAGCCAAAGAUAUUUCUGACUCGGCCAGUCCUGGCUCCAACCUCUACAAUGCAAUCCGUCGGUGGCCCAACUACGACCAUCAAAACAGGUUCAAAGGACUUUCAUGCGAACAGAUUCACGAAAAGUACAAGGACACACCUUUAUACGAAGUCCCCAAAGAUAUAUAGUAAUCAUAUAUUACGAGUAUGUGUUGCACCACCAAAGGUACCAAAAAAACGAUUAUUUUUCCUAUUUAGACGUAAAAACCACUCAUUUUAAUAUUUGUGUUUAUGCAUGCCAUGACAAUUUAUUUACAAAAGGUCGUAAGUGAUAAAUAAAUUAAGACUAAUGUUACAGAAACGAUUUCAUCACAGGAGCAAUGCUAAAUCACAUUUUAACAUGAAUUCAUAAAUAAAAAUGUUAACGUAUAAGCCGAAUUUUCCAUAUUAUUAUUUUACCACACUAUCUUUGUAUAACACCCAAAACUCUGCAAGCAAGGGUUACACUAUCAAUGUGAUCUCUGGACAUCUCUAUCAAGUCCUUUAGUACUAAAAUUAGAAUAGGCUAGAAGGAAUACAAGAGUUAAAGAUAACGCUAGUUAACAUUCGCAUCGGCUACUUCUUUAUUUUUAAAUGUUUUUAAUGGCCUUACCUUGUUAUUAAAGCUUUUCCUGAUAAUGAAACCAAGCGUGAUGUUAAAAUAUAUUUGAAUAUAAGAAUGUCUACUCGCGUAACGAAGCCGAGACGAACGAUGGUCUUGCCUUGAACGAGUUAUAGUCGUACUAUUGAAUUUCCUUAUUUGAGCAGUAACAUUAAUUAUAUUCAAUUAUAUUAUCAUGCAAGGAAGCAUUGUUUUGUAUAUUUUCUUUUAACUACGUAGACAAAUUUAUUUUCUCAUACAUACGAUGGGAUGGAAUCAUAAUCAAUUAGUCCGAGUCGUAAAAUAUUGUUAUGAAUACAUGUUAGAAAAAAAUAUAUAGAAUUUAUUAAUGAUUGUCACAAAAAAAUAUAUAUAUAUUACAUUACUUGUACGAAAGUUAAUAAAAGAACAAUGUAUAUUUUUUAACUUCUACUACUAGAAAUAAUGACCAAAUGUGAAAAAUAAAUGAUAAUAAUAAUAUUUUAA
Molecule: messenger RNA, 2146 nt
Organism: Danaus plexippus (monarch butterfly)
Lineage: Eukaryota; Metazoa; Arthropoda; Insecta; Lepidoptera; Nymphalidae
Product: peptidoglycan-recognition protein SA-like
Exons: 6
Coding region: 82-1209 (375 amino acids)
Biological process (GO): peptidoglycan catabolic process
Molecular function (GO): zinc ion binding; N-acetylmuramoyl-L-alanine amidase activity
Source: RefSeq, a predicted model, not a curated record